This is a messenger RNA of Ordospora colligata OC4, 1668 nucleotides long. RefSeq names its product MdlB-type ABC transporter. Gene Ontology annotation, molecular function: ATP binding; ABC-type transporter activity; ATP hydrolysis activity. Bases 1 to 1668 code for a protein of 555 amino acids. Lineage: Eukaryota; Fungi; Microsporidia; Ordosporidae. Gene Ontology annotation, biological process: transmembrane transport. Gene Ontology annotation, cellular component: membrane. The record is from RefSeq and is a predicted model, not a curated record. The transcript has a single exon.
AUGAAGGAGAGCGUAAAAAACACCGGAAGGCUGUAUGUAAUGAAAACUGUUGUUCUCAAGUAUGUUCUUGGAUCUCCAGUUGUGAGGGUUAUGAUACUGCCAGUGGUGUUGCUGAUGCUAGUUGUUGCAUAUGGCGACAUUACUGUGCAGCAGAUUCUAGCAGAUAUACAGGAUGAGACAAAAGACACACAUUCAAACAGCAAUCAGAACAUUAAGGCAUAUGUGCUUGUUGCAUUAACAUCGUAUGCAUUUGGGCUUGUGUCGUUAAUGAUUAUGUCUAGCUAUGUGGAGACGAUAUGCAGGGUUUACAUUGUUGAUCAAUACCGGGAUCACAUCUCAAUGUCGUUUCCGGACUUCAAGCGCCUUGGAGUUGGAAACAUGAUUUCAUUUAUGAACAGAAAGGUGGGAUCGCUACGGGAUGUCCUUGAAUCGAUAGUGAAGUAUUUUAUCAUAGGAGUGUGCUACAUAACGAUGACAAUGAUGAAGAUUGGAUCGAAGCUUGAAUGGUAUUAUAUGAUGCUCAUGAUUAUUGUGUCUGUGAUAUAUGGAGUGUCUGUGUUUUUUGUGAACUACUACAGAAGCAUUAUCCGGCCAAAGCUGAACAGGGAGAUUGAUCUGUCAAGAAGGAAGGUUUAUAACAACUUGAUGAAUCACGAUAUAAUCAAGUCGUACAACAACGAGGAAGAAGAGGCGAAUGAUCUGCACAGGUCGAUGGAGAUGCUGACUAAGUACGCAAAGAUGUUCUGGGGAUGGCAUCAGGUGGGCAACUUUGUUGGAGAGAACAUAUUUACUGUUGCGAUGUUUGCGAUUACGAUGUACUUUGCAAUGGGGGAGGCAAGCAAGAUUAAGUCUAAGGAUUAUAUGCUAAUGAUUUCACUGAGCAAUCAGCUGAGGAUAUAUUGUGUGGAGAUCAGCAAUAGCUUUGGAUCGAUACUAAUGAACCUGACGAACAUAGCACAGACGAGAAGCGAAGAGGAAAAGCCCGACAUGCAAGAGUAUGGAUACUACAAGGAUUGUCUUGAGACAUCUAUUCAGAUAGUUGAUGCAAAUGUGUGUGUUGAUGGAAAGAAGCUUGUUGAAGGAUUGAAUAUGGAGAUACGGAUGGGAGAGAAGAUUGGAAUUACAGGGGGGAAUGGAAGUGGUAAGACGUCGUUUGCAAGGGCGUUGCUGGGGUUUUUCGAUUAUUCAGGAAGUAUUCUUGUGGAUGGGGUGGAAUUGAGGACUCUUAGCAAGAAGGGAUUGAGGAGAAUGAUAUCUUAUUCACCACAAGAGCUGCAACUGUUUGAUGACACUGUUAUGAACAACAUUAAUGACGGGAAUCUUGAGAUGGGCAGAGAAGAGAUUGUUGAGCAUUGCAAGAUGUAUGGAGUUGAUGAGAUGUUUCAGAGUUUUGAGAAAGGAUAUGACACGUUUGUUGGAAUGGGUGGAAAGAGACUGAGUGGUGGGCAGAAGCAAAGAGUAAGCCUGAUGCGAGCAGUUGUGAAGGAUGCAUCUGUGUAUGUUUUUGAUCAGAUGACAUCACAUCUUGAUAAAGAAACAGAGAUAAAUCUUGUGGACAUGAUCAUGAAGAACCUUGCAGACAAGACGGUGAUAAUGAUUAUGCAGAAUGCAGAUGUGUUUGAGAAGUUCGACAGGAUAUAUAGAUUUACAUCGCCAGAGGGCCACUGA